AUGUCUCGCGACAUGGGCCCUCCGGCCAAGCGACAGAAGGGCCCUGGGCACCUCCCAGCAGGCCUGCGAGACGCCAAACGAAAGGAUAUCGACAACUGGGAGACCAAUCGUAUGCUCACUUCUGGUGUAGCGCAACGACGCGACCAUGAGGGCGACUUCAACGUGGACGAUGAGGAGGCCAACCGUGUACAUUUGCUUGUCCACGACCUUCGCCCGCCUUUCCUGGAUGGCCGCACGAUCUUUACAAAGCAGUUGGAACCGAUCUCCGCUGUUCGGGACCCACAGAGCGAUCUGGCCGUGUUCAGUCGCAAAGGAAGCAGGGUUGUUCGAGAACGCCGACAGCAACGCGAGCGACAGAAGCAAGCGCAGGAAGCAACAAAUGUCGCGGGAACAGCCUUAGGAAAUGUCAUGGGUGUGAAGGAAGACGAGGGAGACAGUGCGGUUGCUAUGCCUGUCGAGGAUACAUACAAAGGUGGAGGCAACAAAUUUGCGAAGCAUUUGAAAAGGACGCUGGCGGCGCCAACCAUGCGCGAACAGAGGGAGUUCCUACCUGCCUUUGCUGUGCGCGAAGAUCUGUUGAGAGUUAUUCGAGACAAUCAAGUCGUUGUCGUCGUUGGAGAGACCGGUUCCGGAAAAACUACGCAGUUAACACAGUUCCUGCAUGAGGAUGGUUACUCCAAGCACGGUAUGAUUGGGUGUACACAACCUCGUCGUGUUGCUGCUAUGAGUGUCGCAAAGCGUGUCAGCGAAGAAAUGGAGGUUGACCUCGGCAGCACCGUCGGAUACGCUAUUCGUUUCGAGGAUUGUACCAGCGACGAAACAGUCAUCAAAUACAUGACGGACGGUGUGCUAUUACGAGAAUCUCUAGUUCAAACUGACCUCGACAAAUACUCGUGCAUCAUCAUGGAUGAGGCUCACGAACGAGCCCUCAACACCGAUGUUCUCAUGGGACUCUUGAAGAAGGUCCUCGCCCGGCGACGAGACCUUAAGCUUAUUGUUACAUCUGCCACUAUGAACUCGGAACGUUUUUCCCGCUUCUACGGCGGUGCCCCCGAAUUUAUCAUCCCCGGAAGAACAUUCCCUGUCGAUCUUCACUUCUCACGCACACCCUGUGAAGAUUAUGUCGACAGUGCGGUCAAGCAGGUGCUGGCUAUUCAUGUCUCUCAAGGCCCCGGUGACAUUCUUGUCUUUAUGACUGGUCAGGAAGACAUUGAAUCAACCUGCGAGCUGGUCGAUGACCGCCUGAAACAGUUGAACGAUCCACCAAAGCUCAGCAUUUUACCCAUCUACAGUCAAAUGCCUGCUGAACAGCAAGCCAAAAUUUUCGAAAAGGCUGAUCCGGGCGUGCGGAAGGUCAUUGUUGCCACGAACAUUGCCGAAACCAGUCUGACAGUUGACGGUAUCAUGUACGUCGUGGACGCAGGCUACUCAAAACUGAAGGUCUACAACCCACGUAUGGGUAUGGACACCCUCCAAAUCACGCCAAUUUCACAGGCCAAUGCAAACCAGCGAUCUGGACGUGCCGGACGAACUGGUCCUGGUAAGGCAUAUCGUCUGUACACAGAGACGGCCUACAAGAACGAACUAUACAUCCAGACAAUCCCCGAGAUCCAGCGUACCAGUCUUGCCAACACGGUGCUAUUGUUGAAGUCGCUUGGAGUGAAGGACCUUUUGGACUUUGACUUCAUGGAUCCACCGCCACAAGAAACAAUCUCUACCUCCUUAUUCGAGCUGUGGUCACUAGGUGCCCUAGACAAUUUGGGUGAUCUCACACCACUGGGUCGUCAAAUGACUCCAUUCCCAAUGGACCCUACUCUCGCCAAGUUGAUCAUUAUGGCUGCGGAAGAAUAUGAAUGCAGCGAAGAAAUGUUGACCAUCGUGGCAAUGCUCUCAGUUCCAAAUGUCUGGUAUCGCCCGAAGGAGCGAAUGGAAGAAUCUGACUCCGCGCGCGAAAAAUUCUUCGUCCCAGAAUCCGAUCACUUGACUCUCCUUCACGUCUACACCCAAUGGAAAACCAACGGCUUUUCCGACUCAUGGUGCAUCAAGCACUUCCUACACGCCAAGACUCUCCGUCGCGCAAAGGAAGUCCGCGAUCAACUCCACGACAUCAUGAAUGCACAGAAAAUGCCUCUCAUCAGCUGUGGUACAGACUGGGACAAUAUUCGCAAAUGCAUUUGCUCAGGCUUCUACCACCAAGCCGCGCGAGUGAAAGGUAUCGGAGAGUUCAUCAACCUGCGCACGAGCGUGACAAUGGCUCUCCACCCCACAAGUGCCCUUUACGGUCUCGGUUAUGUGCCUGAGUUCGUCGUCUAUCACGAACUGAUCCUCACUGCCAAAGAAUACAUGUCCACGGUGACUGCUGUCGACCCACAUUGGCUCGCUGAACUUGGAGGUGUCUUCUACUCCGUCAAAGAAAAGGGUUACUCAAAGCGGGACCGCCGCGUUACGGAACUCGAGUUUAACAAGCGCAUGGAAAUCGAAGCGCAGAUGGCCGAGGACCGCGAGCGCGCAGCUGCUGAAAAGCUACGUGAAGAGGAGCGCAAUGAUCCCGCACGUCGGAAGACCGAAGUUGAAGUUGGUGGGAAAACUGCGGUUCGUCGGCCUGUCAUCAGACCUAGGGGUAAGGUCGGUGGCUUGACUGCUUCUUCAUCCUCGUCCUCGCGGCCAAGUCCCGGUGGGGGUGCUAGCACCCCUCGUGGCGGAAGUGUUGUCAAGAGGCCUUCCGUGAAGAGGAGACCUGGUACUCUUUAA
Messenger RNA from Penicillium brevicompactum, 2751 nucleotides. Its product is annotated as putative mRNA splicing factor RNA helicase (Prp16). The transcript is spliced from 4 exons. The record is from RefSeq and is a predicted model, not a curated record. Gene Ontology annotation, molecular function: ATP binding; RNA binding. Lineage: Eukaryota; Fungi; Ascomycota; Eurotiomycetes; Eurotiales; Aspergillaceae. Gene Ontology annotation, biological process: mRNA splicing, via spliceosome. Gene Ontology annotation, cellular component: intracellular anatomical structure; spliceosomal complex. The coding region runs from base 1 to 2751 and encodes 916 amino acids.